This is a messenger RNA of Triticum aestivum (bread wheat), 1027 nucleotides long. Its product is annotated as eukaryotic translation initiation factor 2 subunit beta-like. Gene Ontology annotation, biological process: formation of translation preinitiation complex; translational initiation. Gene Ontology annotation, cellular component: eukaryotic translation initiation factor 2 complex. Lineage: Eukaryota; Viridiplantae; Streptophyta; Magnoliopsida; Poales; Poaceae. Gene Ontology annotation, molecular function: translation initiation factor binding; translation initiation factor activity; mRNA binding. The record is from RefSeq and is a predicted model, not a curated record. The transcript is spliced from 7 exons. The coding region runs from base 205 to 786 and encodes 193 amino acids.
CGUAUGUAUAGCGACAUACCGCAUGGAGGCCGGAGAAACAAUCAUCAGAAGCCGCGAGAUCGAUUUGGCGACAGAGAAACCACACCCAACGCGGACUGAAACCCUCUCCCUCUCUCGCGCGCGCUCGACCGAUCGAUCGCCGCCCCGUACGUACCAGCCGUGCCGCGCCGCGGGAAGGAGGAGCCGACGACGCCGACCGCAGCCAUGGCGGCCUCCGAGGUUCAGCUUGGCACAUCUAUUGCUGACAUGCGAGAUGGACGGGACAUUCUAGAUCAUCAAGCUGUAGAGGAGAAAGAAGGCAUUGUAAUUGGAGGGGGAACCGACAGCGACUAUCAAGAGCUACUGGAUAGAGUGUUCAACAUUAUCGCUGGAAACAAUCCAGAUCUCGCCGUGAACAGAGGAAAAGUGGUUAUGUGCCCUCCUAAGAUUCUUAGGGAGGGCACGAGGAAGACGGUAUUCGUGAACUUUAUGGAGUCGUGUAAAACGUUGCGUAGGGACCCUAAUCACGUGAUGGAUUUUUUCCUCUCUGAGAUGGCAACAACCGGUUCAAUUGAUGGGCAGAACAGGUUGGUGAUCAAAGGGAGAUUUGCUCCGAAAUCCUUUGAAUCGAUCCUCAGGAGAUACAUCAAUGCGUAUGUCAUCUGCAAUGGAUGUAAGGGCCAUGAUACCACUAUAACCAAGGAAAACCGUCUCUUCUUCCUUCGCUGUGAGCAGUGUGGGUCUUCAAGGUCCGUCGAUCGAAUCAAGGCUGGAUUUGUCGCACAUGUUGGUCGUCGCAACGCCUGAACAUUGGUCAAAACUCUAGAUCGUCUAGCUCGCUACACCCAUGUGUAGACAUGCGUUUCCUUUUUCCUUUUUGCAUCGCAAAUGAGUUUCAGAUUAACAGGGUUGUGACGCGGCUCAUAACGAAAUCACGAUUAAUUUCUAGGUUUAUUAAAAGAUUGUACUAUGUGAGGUGAGCAUGUCAUGGUGUCAAGUUAUAGCACUAUCUACCAAUUCAAAACGACAGAUGUUGCAGUCCCUUUUA